Molecule: messenger RNA, 2259 nt
Organism: Pelobates fuscus (common spadefoot toad)
Lineage: Eukaryota; Metazoa; Chordata; Amphibia; Anura; Pelobatidae
Gene: N4BP3
Product: NEDD4 binding protein 3
Exons: 5
Coding region: 168-1937 (589 amino acids)
Cellular component (GO): cytoplasmic vesicle
Source: RefSeq, a predicted model, not a curated record
GGCAUUCCUCUAUUGAGCUGGAAGAACAGAGUGUGUUCAAAUCUCAGAGAGGGAAGUGUGCGUGCUCCUGUCUUCAAUCCACAAAGCAGGAUCGGGUCUUCAGAUACAUGCAGAGGAGUGACAAUGAUACCUAAAAUAUGAGUUUCCAAGACGCCCGUUAAUUCUUCAUGGCAGCUGCACAGACAUACAGUCUAUCUUCUAACACUGGGAGCCACCCCGGAUUCCAAUCUUUCACCCCUGACUCGGUCUCUUAUAAAUGUGACAUGGGCAGCGUGAGCAGCCUUAUUGAGAAGCACGACUUGUCGCCUGAUGAUUUUAAGUUAGAUUUUCGACCGAUUCCAAAUUCCCACGGCCCAGGAAACUUCCUGAAAAAAGGGCUGCAGCAGCGAGAGUUUCUGAGCUACCUGCAUAUUACUAAGAAGGAUGGUAAAAGCUCAAAGAAGUUCCCCACAGGGCUGGGGUUCAGAAGGGAGCAUAGUGUGGAGGGUGGGGAGAAUGAAUUCCCAGUCUUGUACCAUAAAGAUCGCAGAGGAACAGAUUUUAGUAAGACCUCACUCCCCGAAAGAGGACACUUUGAAAAGUCUCGCUUUGGACCUUCUGCUUUAAAACCAUCAAACGGGAAGAACUUCACAUCUAUGCAAAGCUUGUGUUCAUCUGGUGGCCACAAAUUAUCCAAAAGCAAUGGCAGUCUGAACACUCUUGGUAGUGUGAGCACCCCACCUCGCCAUGGGCCUUUAAAGACAAACAACCACUAUAUAAAUUACCAUGAAAAAGAACACGAGGAAGAGGAGCAUGAUACCCUGUCUGACUCAAGACAAAACUCCAUUAACAGCUUUAACACAUACAGCCCUGCAUUCACCGUAGCUAGAGGCCAGAUAAGUGCUUCAAUGGGGCACAUCAACCACAUAGGAGGAUCCUUGGACAGAGCUUCGCGAGUGGCUAGAGAUAUGACAUCUGGUGAGAAGACCACGCUGUCAUGCAAGAGCAUGGCCACUCUAAGCAGACUACAGUGUUCAGGAGAGCCCCCACCACCCUACGAGUAUUCUCUGUCUGUUGAGGAUGUAACUCGGCAACUGGAGGAGAAACUACAUGAGAAAGGAGUAGAAUUGAGGCAACUGAGGAGAAACCCAAGUGACAAUGAUGACCCCUUUGCCCAGGUGUUUGAGGACAAGCGACGGCUUUGGAUGGAGGAGCUGGAUGAAUUGAAGCAGAUGUACAUGUCUAAGUUGCAUCAGAUCUCCCAGCAGGCCCUGCGCAGCCAGCGAGCACUACAGUUGCAGCUGUACAAAGUCCAACAGGAGAAGAAACGUCUUCAAGAGGAGCUGAAUUCACUGAGAGGGGAGUGCGAGGACCUGCGACAAAAACAGUCGCAACCAGAAAAUCUCAGCCCUAAGCUGGAGGAAUCCAAGUGGGAGAUCUCUCAGAAAGCUGGUGAGAUUUCUCUCCUCAAGCAACAACUCCGAGAUUCUCAAGCAGAAAUUAGCCAAAAGCUAGGGGAAGUUUUCUCCUUGAAAAAUCAGCUUAGAGAUGCAAAGGACUUUGCGAAAGAGAAAGAGAGGGAGACUGCGGAGCUCACCGCUAGAGUCCGUGCUUUAGAGACGCAAGGUACCAAUCUGUGCUCUGAAUCGGGCGAUGCAAGGCCCUUAAACUCGAAAGACAACACUGAGGAUGUAGAAAGGCUGAAGGCGGAAUUGAUGUUGGAGAGGCGUCAGAAUGAAUCACAAAUCCUGAACUUUGAGACUGAGAAAAAAGUUUGGAAGGCGGAAAAGGACAAAGUACUGAGGUACCAAAAGGAGAUACAGGCUAGUUACCUUGAAAUGUAUCGUCGCAAUCAGGCCCUUGAGAAGCAGGUUCAAGAGAUGAAGCCAAUUCUAGAACAGUCACAGAGCACACCUUCAAUCUGGAUGGAUGCUAUUGAAUCUUUUGAGACGACUUGAAGUCGAAGGCAUUUUACACAAGCUGCUUUUAAAACUGAGCAAAUAUUGCCAUUUGGGCACUGGACUUGGGUUUGCGACGUAAGAGCCCCAUGGGGAUAGUCUUAACUGUCUGAUCAUCUCACAAAGAAAACCACUAGGUUCCAAUGACAAGAUCUCUGUGAUGCAGGGCAGGCAACAUACAUCAACAUAAACAUGUGAUCACCGAGGUCACGUAGAAAUAACUGUUUUUUUAACUCCUAUUGUAAUGAAGAAUAGACUUGAUAUAGCAAGAAAGCCAUUUUUUUUUUUUUUUACUGUAAAAUCUAGAUGAGUUUUCUCCAUC